AUGAUCAAGUCCAUCCCCAUCGUUCGACGACUUAUCCAUCCGGUUUUCUUCCUCUCCCACUAUGUCUUGGCAAUUUCCGCUGCCUGGGCUAAUUGGAUGCACCUUCCACGAAAUCCGUACGGACCAUGGUACCUGGUUUAUCCAACCACUGGCCUCUUCACAUCGACGUGUCUUGCUGUUAUUGGGAUCGCCCUUUAUCGCAACGGGUUUCUGGCGAAAAAAUGGAGCAAGGCCACCAUCGAACGGCGGGGUGAUGGUAGUUUACGGGUUGACUUUAGCCCCGGACGCCCUGUGACGGUUCUUCCGGGGCAAUACGUGGACCUGUGGAUGCCAUCGCUCAAUCCAUGGUCAUGGUUUCAGUGUGCAUCAUUCAUUGUAAUUUCAUGGUCGCCUGAUCCACAGACGUCGUUACAGCUCCUGGCAAAAUGUCCCAGCCGGGCGUUUGGGUUUACCUGGAUGCUCUCAUGGCGCGCUUUGAGUGGUUCUCGUCACAACCUUGCCCUUAUCAGCGGCCCACACGGUCUGAGUGAGCCCGUGUCUAGAUACGAGACGGUGCUUCUCAUUGCUAGUGAUUCCGGAAUUCUCGCAGUGAAGCCAUACGUAGACCACCUGUUUCACAGCGUCAAGAAAAGGACGUCCAAAACUCGCCGUCUAUGUCUGGUAUGGCAGAUCCGGGGUCAUGUGAUAGGAAAGAACAUCCUCCACGACAUGAAGCAGUGGGUCAACAGGCUCCUUUACAACGACAUUGAGGACGAGACACAGAUGCUGCAGAUUAUCAUAUUCGAUCCGAUGCAGAUCUCUACUUCGACUACGGACCAUGGUCGUGGAAUUAUUUACCAUAAGGAAGCUGACUUUGAUACCAUAUUGGGCGAGGAGGUGCAAGGUCAUCGGGAGCGCCUAGCGCAAGACGUUAAAGAGGAACGAGGGGGGAUGUUGGUAAUGACGUCGGCUUCCGAUGAAGUUCGAGAUCGGUUAAAGCAAUCGGUUCAGAGCUACUUGCAUUGGGUUCGGUAUACCGAGCUAGACUAUCAGCCAAUCCGCUGA
Aspergillus melleus is the source of this 1044-nucleotide messenger RNA. Its product is annotated as NADPH oxidase family protein. The coding region runs from base 1 to 1044 and encodes 347 amino acids. Gene Ontology annotation, cellular component: plasma membrane. Gene Ontology annotation, molecular function: ferric-chelate reductase activity. Gene Ontology annotation, biological process: intracellular iron ion homeostasis; iron ion transport; copper ion import. The transcript has 3 exons. Lineage: Eukaryota; Fungi; Ascomycota; Eurotiomycetes; Eurotiales; Aspergillaceae. The record is from RefSeq and is a predicted model, not a curated record.